This is a messenger RNA of Fusarium poae, 882 nucleotides long. RefSeq lists its product as uncharacterized. The transcript has a single exon. NCBI's taxonomy places the organism in Eukaryota, Fungi, Ascomycota, Sordariomycetes, Hypocreales, Nectriaceae. The coding region runs from base 1 to 882 and encodes 293 amino acids. The record is from RefSeq and is a predicted model, not a curated record.
AUGAACUUCCCUCAUACAUAUACUUCCAUUUCCUUCUUCACUUCUACUAAAGCAACUGUGGUCCGAACAAAGACGCGCCCCCGAACGCUAGAGGAAAGAUACCCCAACGGUGUACCUCAGUUCAACUUGGGACCUGCACUCGAAAUUAGACCCUGCAAUCGCAAGUUCACUGAUCACACUGGCAAACAAGCCGUUAUGUCAUGGGAGAGCACACGCCCCAAUCUUGGCUUGCCUCCUCUUCCUUGCUGGGUGUUCUACAUGGUCCAUCCACUCGAUCCAUCUGACUUUGACGGCCAUGCAUUUUACACCAAACUCGAGGAUGAUCAAUGCCACGGUGUGGGAGGUGGCAAAUUUCGUUACGAGUUCUUCUUCCUUCCUGGCGCCACGGUAGAGGAGUGUCAUGCGCACUAUGUCGCCGAAGUAAAUUCCCGAGGCACCAUAUGGGAUCAGAUCGCAAAGGUCAAAAGAGCCAUGGAACUCAAGGGACAACAGGAAAUUCAAGACUCAUCUCCUAAUGAAGAUGCUACUGGGAAUGACCGACUUCCCGGCUUACUUUUAGAGGAAGAGGAUCAUGACUUUCUAUACCGCAACUUCUUCUUCAUGUAUGCUGAUGCAAAUCUCGAUUCCAGCGGACCCGAGGGUCGAACACGUGAGAUGUACAUUGUCCAGUUCGAUCCUGUUCCUCAGCAUCCGGACGAAAUGGGCAGAUUUAACCCGAUGGAACAUCCCUUCUACUUGAGACGGACAGAAGCCAGGGGAGAAAAAGGCGGGCUCGGCGGAGGGCUGAUUGGCUGGAUGGAGGACAUGUUUGCUGCACGUUGGGUAACGGAGGCUGAUAAUGCCACUGAGAAUGCUGAGAAACUGGGCUGGAAGUCAUGGUAG